Molecule: messenger RNA, 1818 nt
Organism: Triticum turgidum subsp. durum (durum wheat)
Lineage: Eukaryota; Viridiplantae; Streptophyta; Magnoliopsida; Poales; Poaceae
Source: the annotation of a GenBank genome assembly
AUGGCAAAUCAUUAUGCUCCUCUCAGGGUUAUUCUUCUACUGUUGUUGGUCUUCCCUUGUUUCGCCUCUGAAGCUGAUAUCCAGUGCUUGAGAUCUGUUCAGCAGUCAGUGAUUGACCCCAACGGUGUACUCAAGUCCUCAUGGAAUUUUGACAACGGCACUGCUGGUUUCACAUGCCGAUUUACCGGCGUGGAAUGUUGGCACCCGGAUGAGGACCGAGUUCUUUCUUUGCGCCUAGGCAACCUCGGUCUCCAGGGUUCAUUUCCUCGCGGUCUUCAGAAUUGUAGCAGUAUGACUGGGCUGGAUCUGUCAAACAACAACUUUUCAGGACCUAUCCCUCAAGACAUCUCCCGAGAAAUACCAUACUUAACAUCAUUGGACCUCUCCUACAAUGGUUUUUCUGGCACCAUCCCACCAAAUAUAUCAAACAUGACUUACCUGAACGUCCUCAAUCUCCAACAUAACCAGUUUAGUGGCGAAAUUCCACCGCAGUUCAGUCUUCUGACUCGGUUAACUGCAUUCAAUGUCGCAGAGAACCGACUAUCAGGGUUUAUUCCAUAUUCAUUAGGAAAAAAUUUCACGGCAUCGAAUUUUGCCGGUAAUCAAGGGCUAUGUGGGGCUCCAUUAGAUGAAUGCCAGGCUUCAGCAAAGAGCAAGAACAAUGCGGCAAUCGUUGGAGCUAUUGUUGGCGUCGUAGUUGUGAUCAUAAUUGUUGCAAUAGUUGUGUUCGUUUGUCUGCGGAAAUUACCAGCCAAGAAAGCAAAAAAGGAUGAGGAUGAAAAUAAGUGGGCAAAGAGUAUCAAAGGAACAAAAACAAUCAAGGUGUCUAUGUUUGAGAAUCCAGUUUCAAAGAUGAAACUAAGUGAUCUUAUGAAGGCCACCAAACAGUUCAGCAAGGAAAACAUCAUAGCUACUGGAAGGACAGGGACUAUGUACAGGGCAGUGCUACCUGAUGGUUCUUUUCUUGCUGUCAAAAGGCUACAAGAUUCACAACAUUCUGAAUCACAGUUCACUUCAGAAAUGAAGACACUUGGCCAAGUAAGGAAUCGCAACUUGGUUCCUCUACUUGGAUUUUGCAUUGCUAAGAAGGAGAAGUUGUUGGUGUACAAGCACACACCCAAAGGAUCACUCUAUGAUCAGUUACAUGAAGAGGGGAAAGAUUGCAAGAUGGAUUGGCCUCUGAGGUUAAGAAUUGGUAUUGGUGCAGCAAAAGGUCUUGCAUAUCUUCACCACACUUGCAAUCCUCGAAUCCUUCACCGCAAUAUAAGCUCCAAAUGCAUCCUCUUGGAUGACGACUAUGAACCAAAGAUUUCAGAUUUUGGGCUUGCUAGGCUUAUGAACCCCCUAGACACCCAUCUCAGUACCUUUGUCAACGGGGAAUUUGGAGAUAUUGGUUAUGUGGCACCAGAGUAUGGGAGCACGCUGGUGGCCACACCGAAGGGUGACGUCUACAGCUUCGGAGUGGUUCUCCUCGAGCUUAUCACCGGUGAGAGGCCUACUCAGGUUUCCACUGCUCCAGAUAACUUCAGGGGGAAUCUAGUAGAGUGGAUCACCUACCUAUCCAACAAUUCCAUUCUCCAAGACUCAAUCGACAAGUCGUUGAUAGGGAAGGACAAUGACAGUGAGCUGAUGCAGUUCCUGAAAGUCGCAUGUUCUUGCACAGUCACCACCGCGAAGGAGAGACCCACCAUGUUUGAGGUUUAUCAGCUGCUUAGAGCCAUUGGGGAGAAGUAUCAUUUCUCGGCCGGGGACGACAUGAUGCUGCCACCUCUAAGCACAGAUGGAGAAACCCCGGACGAGCUCAUUGUCGCCAUGUAA